This is a messenger RNA of Condylura cristata (star-nosed mole), 2772 nucleotides long. RefSeq names its product tumor protein p53 inducible protein 11 (gene TP53I11). The record is from RefSeq and is a predicted model, not a curated record. The transcript has 7 exons. The coding region runs from base 120 to 689 and encodes 189 amino acids. Lineage: Eukaryota; Metazoa; Chordata; Mammalia; Eulipotyphla; Talpidae.
CCCUGACUCCACACAGGCUUUGUGCCCCCUGGAGACAAGGACAGUGCCCGGUGCGGCCCUCGCUGCACACAGCACCUGGUACAGUGUAGCACCUCUGCAGAGGUGGGCUCCGGGACAAGAUGGCGGCCAAGCAGCCCCCACCUCUCAUGAAGAAGCACAGCCAGACGGACCUCGUGAGCCGUCUGAAGACCCGCAAGAUCCUGGGUGUGGGUGGCGAGGACGAUGACGGGGAGGUGCACCGAUCCAAGAUCAGCCAGGUCUUGGGCAAUGAAAUCAAGUUUGCUGUUCGGGAGCCUCUGGGGCUCAGGGUCUGGCAGUUCGUAUCUGCUGUGCUCUUCUCAGGCAUCGCCAUCAUGGCCUUCGCCUUCCCGGACCAGCUCUAUGAUGCCGUGUUUGAUGGAGCCCAGGUGAACAGCAAGACUCCCAUCCGCCUCUAUGGUGGCGCCCUCCUCAGCAUCUCUCUGAUCAUGUGGAACGCGCUCUACACGGCCGAGAAGGUCAUCAUCCGGUGGACGCUGCUCAUGGAAGCUUGCUACUUGGGGGUCCAGUUCUUGGUGGUCACUGCCACGCUGGCCGAGACGGGCCUGGUCUCCCUCGGGACCCUGCUGCUCCUGGUCAGCUGCCUCCUUUUUGUCGCCAUCAGCAUUUACUACUAUUACCAAGUCGGCCGAAGACCCAAGAAAGUCUAGCUGCCCAUGUCAGGGCCCCCUCGGAGCAGGGAGGCCCUGGGGCCUCAGUCUCCCUUUGGUCCCUGGAAGACAGGAAGGACCCUACCUGGGUGGCAGGGGGCUCCCUUCCCCAGGCCAGCACUCCCCAGACUGGUGUCCGAGUUUGGGGCAGGACUGGCCCUCGGCGACUGUAUCUUCAGCCUACACGGGGACACCUCUUAUUUUUGGGUCUCUUGCUCCCAGCCCCCCCGGACAGAUACUGGAGAGCUGGUGUCUGGGUGUUGGGCUAAGGCGCCCCUUCUUUCGAGAGGGGCUGUGGCUGCCUUCCUGUCUCCCCCACACCCUCAGCCAGCGUAGUAUCCGAGCAGUGAACUUGGCUUCUGUCUAUGCCUGGGAACCCCCACAAUGGGCCCCUGUCCCCGCUCCUCUCUGUGGCCCUCCCCACCCGGUGAGCACACCCCUCCCUGCCCACAGCCCAGGGCUCCCGCUCCACAGGUGGCUUGGAGCCUGUGCUUCUGCUCACGUUCUUUGAGUCGGGACACACCCCCCCAGUCCUCUCCCCUAUCCUGGGCCUUGUCCCCAGCUUCUGGAGGCUCUGGGGAGACCCCUUCCCCUACCGUCCCAGGCCCAGAGGCCGGCCUGGUCAGGUGGACACAUAACCCAGCUGGAGGCCCCUGGGAGUGAUGGGGUUUGGGGGAGUUAGAAAAAGCAGCAGCCGCUCUUCCUAGUUCCUGGGCCUGCAGGUAUAACCUCGGGGUCCCUCCCCUGGGGCUGUGCCCUCUGCACCUGUGGCCUCAGCUGCCCCCGGGGCCUGGCUGAGUAGAUGGGGCGCUUCGGGGUGAGCAGGGGAAGAAGCCCCCAUACCCGUUGCCAAUGCCCUGGACUAGGCCGCGGAGCCCCUCAGAGCAGAGGAGAACCUGCCUCAUCCCGCAGGGCCCCUCCCCACUUCCAUCCGCUUGUCCCUGCUGUCAGUGUUCUUCCCCCCAGCAGCCUGGGAAUGGCAGCCCCUGGGAGCUGAGGAGGGGUGUGGAGGGAGGGUGUGGGAACAGCAGCCCAGGCCCCAGAAUUGCUUCUCAGUCAGGGGUGAGGGGGGAGGCGGCUUGGGGGGUGACAGACGAUCCCUCUGCAGCACCUCUGGUUGUUGCCCGGGGCGGGGGGGGGGGGCUCCCUGUCCCUCCCCCCUGUGGGAGCCACAGUGACCCAGAACAGGAGGGAGGCUCAGGGCUGUGCGCUGGUUACCUGGUUGAGCAGAAGAGAGCCUGGGCGCUAAGGACGGGCCGCUCUUCCCUGGUGUCCACCUGGCCGCUGACUCCAUUUCUCUCCAGAAUCACAUCCCUGCCUUGACUCGCAUGGCACCCGGGCCUCCUCUGAAAGGUGGUGUCGAUGGCCGGUGGGCAGUGCCCCGAGGCGCGGCUACGGCCCUCCAUCUGACCCAUGCUGUCAGGCCUGGCUUACCUGUCCCAGGUGAUGGGCGUUUGUCCUAAUGACUGCCAGGUGUGGAGGGGGAAGCCCCGAGGGCAGGCAGGGAAGCCCAGGUGCUUUGGCACCGAGCUCUGUGUGGGCGUUUGUAGGAGCUGAACCGGCCACAUGGCCUCACUCUCUGCUGGGUCGGGAAGGGGGCGGACAUGGCCUUGCCCCUGCGAGGGGGUGGAGAAGGCACAAGGGCAUGGGACUGCCCGCCUCGGGCAGUAAGGCGCAAGGAAGGGGCCUGGCCUGGGGGCCCAGGGGCAGGAUGCUAAGGCCAGGCUUCCUGUUGGGGAGGAGGCGGUCAGGGACCCUCUAUCCUAGUGAGAAAGGUCAGUGCAGGCCCCGCUUCCUAUUGUAAAGGUUUGGGAAGACCAAGAAUCUCCCGGAUCUCCUUUGCCACCAGAACCCAGCACCCCCCUGGGUCUCCAGUCUCCUCGCCCAGCCCAGCACGCCCCAACCAAGACCUCACCUUUCUCCAUGGUGACUAUUUAUUCCUCAUUCCUUUUUCUUUUUGUAAGAAAUGGUCACAAAAACCAGUGCAAAACCAUCUGUGGGCAUCCUGUUUUAUAUUACAAAACUCCUCUUGAUAUAUAAUAUAAAAAGGGGGGCUCACAGGAAAUAAACAUGAUAAAUUAGU